Messenger RNA from Sclerotinia borealis F-4128, 963 nucleotides. Lineage: Eukaryota; Fungi; Ascomycota; Leotiomycetes; Helotiales; Sclerotiniaceae. The record is from the annotation of a GenBank genome assembly.
AUGGUUUCUUUAAAGAAUGCUGUAUUUGCUUUCACGGCUCAAUCUUUCCUCAGCAGUCCUAUAAACGCUCUAGUCGACCUCGCACGAUGCGGCAAGCCUCUGCCUCCUGAUAUUGCUAUAGGUCAGCCCAAAACCAUAUCAAUCAAAAGCUCGGAUGUCGCUCGAUCAUACCUCAUUGUUGUCCCACCUCUUUAUUCAACCCAAUCUCUGACUCCUGUCAUUUUUUCUUUUCAUGGUGGUAAUCGAAAUGCAUCGGAACAACUCAAACUCGACCAAAUUUCCGAUCCAUAUUUCAACAACUUCUCUAUAACCAUUUACCCCCAAGGAAUCAAGGGAAAAUGGGAAGGAAAUCCCGGAAAUACAGCAAACGACACCCAACUCGUGAGCGAUAUAAUUGACAGCCUCGACUCAACCUAUUGCAUCGACCCCAAGCGCAUCUGGGCCACGGGCAAAUCCGACGGCGGAGGAUUCUGCAACACUCUAGCCUGCGACCCCAUCCUCUCCACCAAAAUCGCCGCAUUUGCGCCCGUUUCUGGCGCCUUCUACAUCGACACUCAACCCUGCCACCCAUCCAACAUCAGCAUUCCCUGUUUCUCCGGCCGACCCAAAAUCCCCAUGCUGGAAUUCCACGGCGGCGACGACUCGACGAUUCAUUAUGCAGGACAGGCUAAUCGAUCCAAUCAAUGCGUACCGACUAUUCCGCAUUGGGUGCGUGAAUGGGCUUUGAGGGAUGAUUUGGGGUUGAAGAAUGUGACGACGCCUUUGACAAGUGAUACGGUGGUGUAUAGUUAUGGAGAGGGGGAGGAGGAGGGAUUGGUUCAACAUGUUUUUGAUGGGGGGUUGGAUCAUGAUUGGCCGAGUACGGUGCUCAAUGAUGAUUUGAUUCGGCAUGGGGAGGGGCCGGCGAGUUUCAAUGCUACGACCAUUAUUAUGGAGUGGUUCCAAAAACAUGUUUUGCCCUAG